This is a messenger RNA of Penaeus chinensis, 438 nucleotides long. RefSeq lists its product as uncharacterized. The transcript has 4 exons. NCBI's taxonomy places the organism in Eukaryota, Metazoa, Arthropoda, Malacostraca, Decapoda, Penaeidae. The record is from RefSeq and is a predicted model, not a curated record. Bases 1 to 438 code for a protein of 145 amino acids.
AUGGCUCGUUAUAUCUCCGGAAGCCCCGGUUGUGGGCCCGCCGAGCUCACACCCAGUCCCCUUUCCACGCCCACGGCUGCAACACCCGCUGGCGUGGGCGCCCCUUGUCGUUCAGUAACCGCCUCGAUCCCUUGGUUUUUGGCGUCCAAUGCGACGAUUAGCGUGGAGGUGGUGCAGGCCGACAGCCCCAGCGUGGGCGUGCAGCCGUGGGCGGUCUGGCGACAGAGCGGCCACAAGGGGCGUCACUGGCUCUCCACUACCGUGCUCGUGCCGCCCAUGCAGGACAUAGAGCGCUAUAAGAUCGCGUUCCUCGUCUCCCACGACAGCCACGCCCACCAGUCUCAGCAACUCCACUUGGCCAGCCUCGAGUUCAAGGUCGUGCUUCCUGAGGCGCUGAGUGAUGUGGGUUUGUCUCUUUCCUUCGAACCUUCAUUUUAA